Messenger RNA from Poeciliopsis prolifica (blackstripe livebearer), 1300 nucleotides. Its product is annotated as endonuclease domain-containing 1 protein. NCBI's taxonomy places the organism in Eukaryota, Metazoa, Chordata, Actinopteri, Cyprinodontiformes, Poeciliidae. Gene Ontology annotation, molecular function: hydrolase activity; nucleic acid binding; metal ion binding. The record is from RefSeq and is a predicted model, not a curated record. The transcript is spliced from 2 exons. Bases 12 to 917 code for a protein of 301 amino acids.
CAGGCACAAACAUGAGGAUGUUAACUCCUUUGCUUCUUGCUCUUACAGCUUUGCCUUACCUUUCACUGGCAACCGUUGUGCAAGACUUCAAUCAUGUGGAGAGAUGCAAGGACUCACUGUACAUGGGGACGCCGCCACGUGGGAUUGUCGACAUCACGCUAAAGAAGAUCUGCCAACGCUACGCAGACAAACCUCGAUUUGUGACGCUGUACGACCCUCACAAACGGAUCCCGGUUUACUCGGCUUAUACCUUCAAGAAAACAGAGGGAGACAGGCGUGUGGACUACCCGUGGAUGUACGAACCACAGCUGGCAGAAAUUGAUGGAAAUGGGAACAUGUUGCCGUUCCCCACUGGCUACCUCCACAUGAAGUUCGAGGACAGCCAGGCAGUGCUGGACGACUACUCCGACGUUGUCCUUUAUGAAAGAGGUCACUUGAACCCAGACCAGCACCAGUCCACUCCACAUGACCGCGCUUCCACCUACACACUGACUAACGUGGUCCCAGAGAUCAGGGAGUUCAACAUCGGACCAUGGCGUGAGUAUGAGGAGCGAAUCCGAGUGCGCCUCAACAACUUCUGCCGUGGCACUGCCUACAUCGUCACCGGAGUGACUACCAGGGGGAACAUGAUUCGUCGCAACAACCAGGACCGGGUGGCCAUCCCCGAAGACAUAUGGUCUGCGUACUGUUGCACCGAGUACGACCGCAACUCGCCCCACGACGUGCGCGUCCUCUUCCCGUCCCACGGGGCCCUGGCCAAGAAUGCCAAAGAGGGGAACAGUGUUCAUGAGAUGACGGUGCAGGAGCUGGAGAUGUUUCUGAAAAACCACAUGGAUGUCGACCAGAACCUUCAGAUCUUCUAUGACAACUGCGUCUCUCCCUCUCCUCUCCCUCUGUACCUGCAGCACACCAUCUGAGGGAUGACCAUUUACAAUGUGUCGAUCUGUUAGACAUGUGUGUGAUCGUGCCAGCUUCAAUGGUUUCUCCUAAUAAGAAAGGUCAAUAAUAUAUCCCAGUAAAAAAUAGUUAAUGUUUUGAUUGUAUCAAAAUUUCAAGGUGAAUUUGUUUUGCUGUACUUUCUUGAGAUCUACAUGAUUUCUCUGUUGUGUGGGAGGUGACGCAAACUAAUUUGAUAAAAAAUAUCACAAUUAACAAUAAUAAAUCCUUUUUGUGUUUGUGUUUCUCAAACCAAAAUAUUAGACCAGUUAGAACAUUAGACUUUCAAUAAAUCCAGGUGUGUUGUAUUUGCAGUGUCAAUAGAUUUGAAUUAGUGAGCUUGGGGGUAAAAUUUCAGCUUUCC